AUGGAGGAGUUGGAUUCGAUCAAAAUGAUAGUUUUACUCACCGCUCACCGAGCUCCAUUAACUAAAUCGGAUCUUAUUCGAAAUGACACAAAAGCGAUCAAAUUGUGCAUUCUCUACGAAUUUCUACAAGGAACCCCAACUCUGAAAGCAUUCGGAAAUUUCUGUGAAGCAAUUGGAAAUGAUGUGAUAGAAUAUCGGGAAUUCGAUUAUUGGUACCAUCAAAUUGGAGUCGAAUGUGAAGAUUUGAAUGAGGAUAUUUGUUGGAAUCCGAAGAGUAAGACACUUACCGAUAUGCCGCUUAAUAUUGUUGAUACAGUUUUGGAUAAUGUUAAGCCAAUUGAUAGAUUAGUUCUUCGAAAAGUGUCUCAAAACCUGAGAAGUAUCACAAAAGCCAGAGAACAUGGCUACAAGGAAGUUUCGCUAACCGUUCGUCCGACAUUCGCAUCGAUUCAAAUUGACAGGCCCAGGUGGCCAGAUUGUGACAAGAUUAAAUACAUCAGUCAAGAUGAUGGCAGUUGUAAUGUGGUCUUGGGCGGAAAAUCGUCUAAAAUCGAAGGAAUCAGCUAUGUGAAAGCGGCGGUGAACGAUUUGGCUCAGCUGAUGGACAAUCCGAAAAGUCAAUUUGAAGUAAUGAGAUUGGCUGUCUCAUUGAACGGUCACCCACUCGAAUUCGAAGAAAUUCAUGACGAUGAUCCCUUACUUGAAAUUAAGAAUCGCCUCCGUCGAGAGAUUUCCGUGAAAAUCGCCGAUGCUCUGAACGGUGUGAAAAUCCAAUUUCAAGUGGAAACGCUCAUUAUUCGUGAAACGAUCAUGCCGGCAAUUGUAUCGAUGGUUUCCCGCUUUAAACCGGGAAAAGUUGAACGAAUCCACAUUUCUAGAUACAAAAUUGAGGAGAAUCGGGAACCAGUCGACGAACUUGUCAAUCUGGAAUCAUGGAAGAAGGCGAUAGAUAUCGAAACGAAUACGGUGUCAGAGAUUCACCUUCAGAUCGAUCAUGUGAUGCAUUCGAAGCGCUUCGAAAUUGCUAAGGAAACUUUUUCAGAGAAAGAAGCUAUCCAAAUUCGAGAUAUUCUCACAAAAUCGACGCUCUUCGAAGAAGGUCUCAUCAAACUUCCGGAUUAUGAUUACGAAGCUAUCGGAAAAGUCUUCGACCCGGCAUACGUGCAUACCGGGCCCAAUGCCAUUCUCUACAGCAGCAACGACGUUCAAUUUGUCAUCGUGUGUGAUGAGGAUCGGUUCAGUACGACUUGA
Caenorhabditis elegans is the source of this 1251-nucleotide messenger RNA. RefSeq names its product F-box domain-containing protein (gene fbxa-194). The record is from RefSeq and is marked reviewed. The transcript is spliced from 5 exons. NCBI's taxonomy places the organism in Eukaryota, Metazoa, Nematoda, Chromadorea, Rhabditida, Rhabditidae. Bases 1 to 1251 code for a protein of 416 amino acids.